AGUUGUCCAGUCGUCCUCCUGCUUUGACAGUGUGUGGUUAUUGUUCGUUGUUUUGCAAUCAUUUUCAUUUUAUUCUUUUAUAAUUUUGUUAUUAUACUAAUAUAAAUCAAAUUAUGGCAGAAAAACUACGUAUUUGUAUUGUUGGAUCAGGAAAUUGGGGUUCGACUAUCGCUAAGAUAAUUGGAAUAAAUGCUGUUAAUUUUAAUAACUUCGAGGAUCGCGUUACAAUGUAUGUUUAUGAAGAAAUAAUCAACGGAAAAAAACUAACAGAAAUUAUUAAUGAGACACAUGAAAAUGUAAAGUAUCUUCCAGGACAUAAGCUUCCGCCCAAUGUAAUUGCAAUUCCUGAUGUAGUAGAAGCUGCUAAAGAUGCAGAUAUUUUAACUUUUGUAAUACCUCAUCAAUUUAUAAGAAGAAUAUGUAGUGUAUUAUUAGGAAAAAUAAAGCCUACAGCUGUUGGCCUUUCUCUUAUAAAGGGCUUUGAUAAAAAGCAAGGAGGUGGUAUUGAACUUAUUUCACAUAUAAUUUCAAAACAACUUCAUAUUCCUGUUUCAGUUUUAAUGGGAGCAAAUUUAGCUUCUGAAGUAGCAAACGAAAUGUUUUGUGAAACUACUAUUGGUUGCAAGGAUAAAAAUAUGGCUCCUAUACUGAAAGAUUUAAUAGAAACAUCAUAUUUUAAAGUUGUAGUAGUUGAAGAUGUUGAUUCGGUUGAAUGUUGUGGAGCAUUAAAGAAUAUAGUAGCCUGCGGCGCUGGUUUCAUCGAUGGUUUAGGAUUAGGUGAUAAUACGAAAGCUGCAGUAAUAAGAUUGGGUCUUAUGGAAAUAAUUAAAUUUGUGAAUAUUUUUUUCCCUGGUGGAAAAAAAUCUACAUUCUUUGAAAGUUGUGGAGUAGGAGAUUUAAUUGCAACUUGUUACGGUGGUCGAAAUCGUAAAAUUUGCGAAGCAUUUGUAAAAACGGGCAAGAAAAUCUCUGAGUUGGAAAAGGAAAUGUUAAAUGGACAAAAGUUGCAAGGUCCUUUCACUGCUGAAGAAGUAAAUUAUAUGUUAAAAGCGAAAAAUAUGGAAAACAGAUUUCCCCUUUUUACAACAGUACAUCGGAUUUGUAUUGGUGAGACAAUGCCUAUGGAACUAAUUGAACACUUACGCAAUCAUCCAGAAUACAUGAACAACGACGUUAACGCACCAAUACUACAAUUACUAUCACCAAGAUGUCACCUAUGAAGAUUAUUUGGAAGACAUAAAAGAAGAUUUACAUUAUUUCGAUUUUAAAAACUGUUUUUAUUUAAAGCAUAGAUUUCCAUAUCUACAUUUUGAUAUGGACAAUGUAACGAUAACUACAAUGACUUAUAUAACACAGUGAUAAAAAUUUACGAAUAAUUGGAUACUGGAUAAAUUUUUUUAUGUUUAUUUAAAAAUAAUAAGUUUUAGUAAUGGGUGCUACAUC
Apis laboriosa (Himalayan honeybee) is the source of this 1443-nucleotide messenger RNA. RefSeq names its product glycerol-3-phosphate dehydrogenase [NAD(+)], cytoplasmic-like (gene Gpdh1). The coding region runs from base 114 to 1220 and encodes 368 amino acids. Gene Ontology annotation, cellular component: glycerol-3-phosphate dehydrogenase (FAD) complex; cytosol. Gene Ontology annotation, molecular function: protein homodimerization activity; glycerol-3-phosphate dehydrogenase [NAD(P)+] activity; NAD binding. Gene Ontology annotation, biological process: glycerol-3-phosphate catabolic process; carbohydrate metabolic process. The record is from RefSeq and is a predicted model, not a curated record. The transcript has 8 exons. Lineage: Eukaryota; Metazoa; Arthropoda; Insecta; Hymenoptera; Apidae.